Messenger RNA from Pipistrellus kuhlii (Kuhl's pipistrelle), 3732 nucleotides. RefSeq names its product zinc finger protein 668 (gene ZNF668). The transcript has 3 exons. Bases 891 to 2915 code for a protein of 674 amino acids. Gene Ontology annotation, molecular function: DNA-binding transcription factor activity; RNA polymerase II cis-regulatory region sequence-specific DNA binding. The record is from RefSeq and is a predicted model, not a curated record. Gene Ontology annotation, biological process: regulation of transcription by RNA polymerase II. NCBI's taxonomy places the organism in Eukaryota, Metazoa, Chordata, Mammalia, Chiroptera, Vespertilionidae.
UGUCCACUGGAUUGUGUAUGGGGUGGGGGCCUCCAGGGCGCUGGCUCUAAAGAUGCAGUCAUUGCCGCUCCCUCUGGGGGCUCCAGUGCCCUCCCUGGACCAUCACUUAGAAGCCACCAAGCCCUGAGGUGAACAGAUAGGGGAACAGGCUUAGAAAGGAGCAGAGGAAGAACCGGCCCCCUACCUCCCAGCCCAGCUCCUGGGCUCUUCAGGCUCCCUUUCCCACUGCAGGUCGUCACCCACCCGGGCCGCCCCAGCAGCUCUGCCGAGCACUCCUUAAGUGGAUCUGCCCUAAUCCUCUCCCUUAUCCCCCGGGAGGAUGAGCUGGUGUUAGGGCUAAUGCAGCUGCUAAUCCUAUUCCCGCCAGCCUGAGCCACAGGAACAGCUGUGCGGACGGCAUCUGGCUCUGAUGCCGCCCAGCCCUCCGGUUUCUGGUUCACAGAUGGGAAAACUGAGAAUGAAGGGUCCUCGGCUGGAGUGGGAGCCCAGGAGCCAGAUCAGAUACAUCCAUUAUGGCUCAGAGGCUUCUAACCGCUAGCGCUGGUUCACGCUGCCUAGAGAGUGACAGCUUCCUGUGACCAGAGCCAGGGGAGCGGGAGCCACAGCGAUUCCAGGGCCGGGGUGGCCAGGAUUCCUGUCUGGGGUGGAGUCCCUUAGAGCCGUGCGAGGCCGGGGUUCUGAAAGCUAACCAGCCAGAGUGGAGAAACAAAAUGCAUACGCUGGGCCUGUCACUUCCAGACAGAUCCCAGUCACCACAGCGAGCCCACUGGCUUCGCCCGCUCUGGGGCCUCCCUCUGCCUUCCCUGGGCACUUGGAGACCACAGCUGUGUCUGCAGCCUUGCCUAGGACCUGCGUCCUGGCACAGGCCGUGGAUGCCGAGCUGAAGAAGGAUGGUGGGAAGGAUGGAACCAGGGUGUUCUGGGAAAACUCGGGCCGGGAAUGAAGCGCAGGCAGACAUGGGGAUGAAGCCAGCCUCCUCCCCUAGUCGUCCUGAAGUCACCAGUCCGACUUCUCUCCUCAGUGAGCAGACCCGAGAGGAAACGGGCAGAGCUCUGCCCGUCGAGGCCAUGGAGGUGGAGUCGGUGGAGGCCCGGGCCCCGGGCCCCGGCUACAAGCGCUCGGGCCGCCGCUACAAGUGCCUGUCCUGCGCUAAGACGUUUCCAAACGCGCCCCGGGCGGCCCGCCACGCCGCCACCCACGGGCCCGCGGACGGCGCGGAGGAGGCGGCAGAGGCGAGGCUGAAGCCAGAGGCGGAGUCCGCAGCGGAGGACGCCGGCGGGGACAAGGCGGCGGGGGCAGCCGCCAAGCCCCGGCCGUACGCGUGCCCGCUGUGCCCCAAGGCCUACAAGACGGCGCCGGAGCUGCGCAGCCACGGGCGCAGCCACACGGGCGAGAAGCCCUUCCCGUGCCCCGAGUGCGGCCGCCGCUUCAUGCAGCCCGUGUGCCUGCGCGUGCACCUGGCCUCGCACGCCGGCGAGCUGCCCUUCCGCUGCCCGCACUGCCCCAAGGCCUACGGCGCGCUCUCCAAGCUCAAGAUCCACCAGCGCGGGCACACGGGCGAGCGGCCCUACGCCUGCGCCGACUGCGGCAAGAGCUUCGCCGACCCCUCGGUGUUCCGCAAGCACCGGCGCACGCACGCCGGCCUGCGGCCCUACGGCUGCGAGCGCUGCGGCAAGGCCUACGCCGAGCUCAAGGACCUGCGCAACCACGAGCGGUCCCACACGGGGGAGCGCCCCUUCCUCUGCUCCGAGUGCGGGAAAAGCUUCUCCCGAUCGUCCUCGCUCACCUGCCACCAGCGCAUCCACGCCGCGCAGAAGCCCUAUCGCUGCCCCGCCUGCGGCAAGGGCUUCACGCAGCUCAGCUCCUACCAGAGCCACGAGCGCACCCACUCGGGCGAGAAGCCCUUCCUGUGCCCGCGCUGCGGCCGCAUGUUCUCCGACCCCUCCAGCUUCCGGCGCCACCAGCGGGCACACGAGGGCGUGAAGCCCUACCGCUGCGAGAAGUGCGGCAAGGACUUCCGGCAGCCCGCCGACCUGGCCAUGCACCGGCGGGUGCACACCGGCGACCGGCCCUUCAAGUGCCCGCAGUGCGACAAGACCUUCGUGGCCUCCUGGGACCUGAAGCGCCACGCGCUGGUGCACUCGGGCCAGCGGCCCUUCCACUGCGAGGAGUGCGGGCGGUCCUUCGCCGAGAGGGCCAGCCUCACCAAGCACAGCCGCGUGCACUCGGGCGAGCGCCCCUUCCACUGCAGCGCCUGCGGCAAGUCCUUCGUGGUGUCCUCCAGCCUGCGGAAGCACGAACGGACGCACCGGAGCAGCGAGGCCCCGGGCGCCGCCCCGCAGCAGGAGCUGGUGGUGGGCCUGGCGCUGCCCGUCAGCGUGGCUGGCGAGGGCUCGGCGGCCCCCGCGGCAGGGCCAGCGCUGGGGGACCCUCCGGCCGGGCUGCUGGGGCUGCCCCCGGAAUCGGGCGGCGUGAUGGCCACCCAGUGGCAGGUGGUGGGCAUGACGGUGGAGCAUGUGGAGUGCCAGGAUGCCGGGGUCGGGGAGGCGCCUGGUCCCCUGGCGGGGACGGGCGAGGAGGCGGACGAGAAGCCUCCGCAGUUCGUGUGCCGGGAGUGCAAGGAGACGUUCUCCACGCUGACUCUGCUGCGCAGGCACGAGCGCUCACACCCGGAGCUCCGGCCCUUCCCCUGCACCCAGUGUGGCAAGAGCUUUUCAGACCGGGCCGGGCUGCGCAAGCACAGCCGCACGCACAGCUCGGUGCGCCCCUACGCCUGCCCCCACUGCCCCAAGGCCUUCUUGAGCGCCAGCGACCUGCGCAAGCACGAGCGCACCCACCCGGUGCCCAUGGACACCCCCGCGCCUCUCGAGCCACUGGUGGCUCUGCUGGGAAUGCCUGAGGAGGGGCCGGCCUGAGCCCGUGGCCCUUCCUCCGAACUCCCCGGGGUUCGGCCCAUGGGGUGCCUCCUGCGCCGCCCUUUGCCCAGCUCACUCUCCAGACGCCAGGCCCCUGUCCCCCAAGCAGCAGCUCACCUUCCGGGCAAAGAGCCCGGGGCCGGCGGAGGCGCACCUGCUGGUGACGGGCUGUGAGGAACAGUAAAGCAUUCCCUUGGACCCCAGGUUGGCUCCUGUGUUCUAGUUGGGGGUUCGGGAGGGAGUUUGGGCAUUAGACAGGGUUCACUGCAGAUUCCUAGGCUGGCAGAUUAGAAACUAGAGGGUCUAAAGUGUUUUAGAAUGCCUGUGACAAAGGGUUCAUGGUCAAGCAAGUGCAGGAAAUUCCCUGUGCCUUUCUUGGGGGUUCUUGAUUAAAAGUGUGUUAAAGUCAUUCAUAAGUCCUGCAAUGACCAACUCUAUUUAGCUCUGUUUAUCCCAUACUUAUGUAACCAUGGAAACCUUUUACUGCGUAGUUUUCCUUCUAUCCUUUUUACAGAGAAUAAACUGAAGCCCACAAUUAGUAUAUUCCUUAUGCACUGCAGUAACAAAUUGGAAGAUAUACUUGAAAAAGAAGGGGCCCCUUCACAGUUACAAUUCCCAUAAACUACAAAGUAGCAUGCAAAACCUAUAGGAAGAAAAUGCUCUCUCCGGAAGGAGUUAGGCAUACACCAUGUACCUACAUGGGAGAACAUUAAAAGAUGUUGGCCUGCAGAAACCGGUUUGGCUCAAUGGGUAGAGCGUCGGCCUGUGGACUGAAGGGUCCCAGGUUUGAUUUGGGUCAGGGGCGUGUGCCUUGGUU